AGCCGGUUAACAGGUCUUGAUGUUCAUUGUUGCUACAAUCUAUAUGCAAUGAAAUGUCAACUGCUGCACAACAUUUGAUAAAUUAAUACUUCAUUUUAAAAAAUAUAGAUAAGUUUGAAUUCUCAUGUGAUAUUUGAACGGCUUUGGAAAAUUCUUUGAGUAAUCCUUAUGUUUGUUGUGUUACAAAUAUGAUCAAACCUGAAGAUAGUCAAAGUUUAUUAGAUGAAAUUCAAGCAUUGGAAGAUGCCUUGGUUGCUCAAGGAGGUUCCAGUCCUGAAUGCAAUCAAAAAACUUUUCAUCAGUUUCAUAAAAAUGAAAAUGAAAAUAUGAUGGAUAUUGAUUCAUAUGAAAAUGAAAGUGAUUACAUGGAUGUCGAUUCAGUUGAAAAAGACAAUGAUGAAUACCAGUUUGAUCGUAACUGUAAUAAUUUACAAGACUUAUUAGAAAUGAAUAAGGUUUUAUUCGAAUCAAUAUCUACUGCCCGUCAAAAGAUGACUAAAAUGCUUGUUGAUUGUCAGAAUAAAUUACAUGCAAUUGAAGGGCAAAUAGCAAACCAACAAACUAAUGUUUAUCACAAUAAAAUUAUAUGUUUUAAUGCUGGUAUGCCAUAUUUUAAGGAUCGAAAUUAUUUUCAUCCUCAAAGAAAUGAAGAUACCGAAAGAAAAAUAAAAAAUGGUGAAUUAAGACUCGGUAAACUUCAAAGAAUACACAAAUGGAAUCCUGCUGAUAAAAGUAUUUUGUUGCAAUCAAUAAAACAUGAAGUGAAUCUUAAAAUAUCUAAAAAGCAAGAAAUGGAAAAUAUGAAUGGUGCAAUUACUAAAACUAGUCAAUUACCAAAAGAUGUUAAACAAGCUAUUGGAUCUUUGGGAAAUAUGAAAUUUGAUUGGUUGAAAAUAUGUAAUAUGAUGCCAGAAAGUAAGCAUAAUGCUGAAGAAUGUGAAGUUAUGUGGAAUGUGUUUUUACAUCCAGAUAUUAAUAAACAAAGAUGGACAGCACAAGAAGAUAAAAAUCUUAACAGAAUAGUUGAUGAACAUGAAAAUGAAGACUGGGAUGGAAUUGCAAGAAAUUUAAAUACUGGUAGAAGUGGUUAUCAAUGUUUUGUUCGUUACAAUACAAAUAAUUGGAAAAAUUUGAUGAAAGGUGUGCUAUGGUCAGCCAGAGAUGAUACUAUAUUACUAAAAUUAGUUGAGAAACUGAAAAUGGGAGAUUACAUUCCUUGGGGGUACAUUGCAAGCUGUAUGAACAAUUGGACUAAACAGCAGGUAUAUUUUAGAUGGAAUUAUAGUUUGGCACCUUACCUUAAAAAGGGGAGGUACACUGCAGAAGAAGACAAAUUACUUUUAAGUGCAGUGAACAAAUAUGGAAAAAAUUUUACACAAAUAUCUGCUUUGGUAAUGCCUCAUAGAACUAAUAUUCAAUUGAAAGAACAUUAUUUGACAUUGAUUCAGAAAGGUCAAAAAAAAAUUUGGACAAAACAAGAAGAUCAGCAAUUAAUAGAAUUAUACAAUAAAUAUGGAACAAAUUGGGCAAAAAUCAAACAAGAAUUUCCAACAGCCAGCAGAGCUCAAUUAAGGUUACAUCAUUUGAGCCUUCAACGUGUUAAAGGAAAUUUGAAUCCUAAAACUGUAGAAAAGGAUACUCCUAUGCCAACAUAUAUAAUUUACAAUUCCAAAACACCAUGGUUGCGUGAAAAUACUGAUAUUUGUAUGAAUCAUAUGAAAAUUGAUGAUCAGCUAGUAAACUACUUCCGGAAAGAGACUAAUUCCAGAAUAAAUGAAAAAUCGAAUAAAUCUGAAAAACUGAAUAUGAACGUUCGUAAGUUUCAUGAUGUUUUGACAAAGUUGAAUGUACACAUGCAAAUACCUGAAUAUAUUAACGAGGGAAUAGAAUUGGAUAAAGAACAUAGAUCAUUAUUUUUAUCUUUGCAAGAAUAUUUAGAAAUUAAAAAGAUAAGCAUUUCUGAAGAAGUAGAGAAAUUAAGACUAAAAAUGUUUGGUCCAAGAAAAUUAUUACUUGAUCACGAGCGUUUUAUACCACCUUUACCAUUUGGACAUUGUGUUUCUAAAGUUAAAAAAGCUAAGAAAUCAAAUUCUUUGGAUUAUUUAAAUGAUUCAAACAAAUAUCAGGUAGAAUUACCAAUGGAAAUAGAAGAUGAUAAAAAUAUAUCUGAAUUCCUUGCAGAAGAUAUUAUUCAGUUUGAAAAAUUCAAAAAUAUGGUUACCACUAAAACAGGUGGAUUUGAAGAAUUGAAGAGCUGGUCUCCUGAACAAUCUUUGCCAAAAUUAGCGCAAUUUAAAAAUUUUGAAACCAAUUCAGAAACUGUAAUGAAAUACAGUUGGAAACAACACAAAAUGGUACCUAUCACAGAAUGUGAAGAUCCUCAUGAAGUGUUUGUGACUGAGAAAGAACCUCUUAAACUCAUAAGGCCCAAUAGAACUGCACUUCAAGCGUAUCAAGAACUAUUAGUGUCUUCGGAAAAUUUUCCAACUGAAAUGAGUUUGAAUCAUCCAAACCAUAAAUUGACAUCUAAUGGUCGUAAUGCUUUGAUACUGUUAAAAAAACGUUAUCAACAAUUAUUUGGUAUCCCUAUUGGUUUAUCAAGAAUUUUACCCCCAGAUAUCAUAGAUGAAAGUGCAUUUUUACCAAUUAUUGAGAAAUUUAAGAAAAAAAAUGUGAAAAAAAAGUGUUCUAAGUUGUAA
This is a messenger RNA of Trichogramma pretiosum, 2699 nucleotides long. RefSeq names its product snRNA-activating protein complex subunit 4 (gene Pbp95). The record is from RefSeq and is a predicted model, not a curated record. The transcript has 4 exons. The coding region runs from base 189 to 2699 and encodes 836 amino acids. NCBI's taxonomy places the organism in Eukaryota, Metazoa, Arthropoda, Insecta, Hymenoptera, Trichogrammatidae.